Bufo bufo (common toad) is the source of this 1444-nucleotide messenger RNA. It is a transcript of the gene CLDN10, whose product is annotated as claudin 10. Gene Ontology annotation, cellular component: plasma membrane; bicellular tight junction. Gene Ontology annotation, molecular function: structural molecule activity. The coding region runs from base 223 to 894 and encodes 223 amino acids. Lineage: Eukaryota; Metazoa; Chordata; Amphibia; Anura; Bufonidae. The record is from RefSeq and is a predicted model, not a curated record. The transcript has 5 exons. Gene Ontology annotation, biological process: cell adhesion; bicellular tight junction assembly.
AUUAAUCCGUUCAUUAAUACAUGGUAGCCUUACUUGCCCCAGUGCUUCACCUCCAGUGAAAUGUACUUUGCCCCUCAGCAAGGAUUACUCCUGUGAGAAAAGAAAACCAUGUUUUACAAGGACAAGAUGUUUGUGUAGCGUCCUUAUAAUGUAAUUAGGCCUUCAGACCACCAGAGCUUUUAAAACAGUUCGUUGAGGAUUUCUUCAUCUUUCUUGUCGGAUAUGUCUGGAUUUCAAAUUAUUGCAUUGAUGUUUUGCAUUUGUGGAACCGGAGCAGCAAUUGGUGCAGUUGUUUCAAACGAAUGGAGAGUGACUAGCCGAGCCAGCUCUGUUAUCACGGCCACUUGGGUGUUCCAGGGCUUGUGGAUGAACUGUGCGGGAAAUGCUUUGGGCUCAUAUCACUGUCGACCUCACUUAACCAUCUUUCAUGUAGAAGGAUUUUUACAAGCCUGCAGAGCACUGAUGAUUAUAGCCAUAUGCUUGGGAUUCUUCGGCACAGUGUUUGGUUUUGUUGGCAUGAAAUGUACAAGAAUAGGAGGCUCUGAUCAAAUGAAAGCAAAAGUUGCCUUUUUGACUGGAAUACUAUUUAUGUUAUCAGGCAUAAGCUCGUUAGCUGGUUGCUCCCUGUAUGCACAUAAAACCACUGUGGAAUUCUUUGACCCUACACAUGUAACAGCAAAAUAUGAGCUCGGCACAGCACUGUUUAUCGGGUGGACUGGAUCUGUUCUCUGCUUGGUUGGAGGAUUAAUUUUUUGCUGCACUUCUUCAGCUCAACACAUUAUUUUAAGACCGGGAUUGUCCAGUAAGAUUUCCUAUAGCCAAGCUAAAGGGAUUACCAAACUGAAGGUGACCAGAGGAACCUCAGAGGAAUAUAACGCAAAGACCUUUGUCUGAAAUAUCUUAGUUGAACACAAAGAAACAGAAAAGAAGACUUGAUGCCUUUAUUCUACAAAUCUUAGAGUAUGCUAAGAGUGUAUCAAUACUUCCAUGAUGGGAACUCUUUUUUUGUUCUCUUUCUUACUUGUUCUGUAUUUCAGACUUUAGCCUUUCCUAUCAUUGCAGCUUAUUAGAUAUUGUACUUGUGACUCUAGCAAGUGACUAAAAUAGAGAAAAGGGGUAUUGACUGGAGACAAUGAUGUGAGUGGUGAGACUGAGGGAAGACAAAGAAAUCAGCACAAUUUUCUUUAAAAAUGUCAAAGUGGCACAUUUGGAGGAACUUGCAAGAGACAUGUUAGAUGGUUCUGUUUAUGCAACCUCCUGCCUGACAUACAUUUAUACCAAUAUUAUACAUGAGACUUGUCUGAGCCAAGCUCCUUAUUGCCGUAAAAUUUUUAUAAAACAGAAUAUAUUUAAAGAUUGUUUUCCACUCUUCUGGCACAGUUAUCAGAGUAUUCUGGUGCAUUUGCUUAGAAACCCCCCCCCCCCCCCCCCCCCCCCCCCAGCC